CUGGACAGUAAGAGGAGGAGCUCAUGUAAAUUACUGCAUACAAAACUUUCUUUCUGCCUUUAAGAAGCAAUAUCCCUCUCCAGACUCGCUCAUGAAACUCAACAGCUUGGACAGAGCAAAGAUAAUAACAUGUCUCUCUUUACCCUAUACAGACAAUGCAUCAAAUGCAUGCCUAUCACUCUUAUGGACUCCAAUAUACAGGUUCAGACUGUUGGAUUGUAUGUGCUGAAAAGCAUUUUCCAAAGGGAACUUGGUGAAAGCGCAAACAUGGAAAAUAAUUCUUUCAUUCUCUUUUCUGCUGGAGAGCUCCUUGGAGAUAUUUUCUCUCUAAUUCACAAGAUCUCGGAGAAAAUUGCGACCCGAGAAUCACUUGUUAUUGCUGGUGAAUGAUUGAGACUUCUGGUUCUCCUGCAAACACUGUCACAAGCAAGUGAAUGUCAGAAAGAUGUCAUGAAUUUACUAUUGGAA
Molecule: messenger RNA, 468 nt
Organism: Magnolia sinica
Lineage: Eukaryota; Viridiplantae; Streptophyta; Magnoliopsida; Magnoliales; Magnoliaceae
Product: protein SWEETIE-like
Exons: 3
Coding region: 130-390 (86 amino acids)
Biological process (GO): carbohydrate metabolic process
Source: RefSeq, a predicted model, not a curated record